This is a messenger RNA of Acanthopagrus latus (yellowfin seabream), 1857 nucleotides long. It is a transcript of the gene tdg.2, whose product is annotated as thymine DNA glycosylase, tandem duplicate 2. Gene Ontology annotation, cellular component: nucleus. The coding region runs from base 121 to 1539 and encodes 472 amino acids. NCBI's taxonomy places the organism in Eukaryota, Metazoa, Chordata, Actinopteri, Spariformes, Sparidae. The transcript has 10 exons. The record is from RefSeq and is a predicted model, not a curated record. Gene Ontology annotation, biological process: base-excision repair, AP site formation. Gene Ontology annotation, molecular function: mismatch base pair DNA N-glycosylase activity.
GCUUCCUGUAGCAGCGUCCGUCCGUCUUCUUUGUGCCGAGCAAUGUCCCUCUGUGCUAUAACUAAACCCUCACACAGCUCAUGUCUCCGGUGUUUAUUGAUGCAUCUGUCAGAAGAAUGAAUGUUAAUUUAUUUAGAUAAGUCAACAAUUAAGAUGGAAGAAAACCAGUAUACAUCACUGACGGUUCCUACGGAUUAUUUUCAGCAGUGGUACCAGUCCAGCCAGCAGCACCCCGAGGCACAGUAUGGGAUGCCAUAUCACAACAUGGGCCAUUACACAGAAGGUCCCAGAGACGAGCCUGUCAUGGCUGAGCUGUCUGUGCACCGGGAGCAGCCUCAUUACCCAGAACCUUUCAAUCAGAACUACCCCCAGGCCCCAAACCACUACCAGGACCAGGUUUACCAGCAGCCAGCCUACCAGCAGAACUACAGAGAGCAGCAGCAGCAGCAGCAUCCUGCACACCUGCACCACCCCCAGCAUCAACAUACGGUACAGCAGCAGGAGGCGAAUGUUCAACACCAACCUCAGCCUGCUGGUGCACUUCAAGUUGUGACGCCAGUGAAAAAGAAGAGAGGUCGGCCUCCGAAGCAGCAGGCAGAGGAGGGCAAGACGCAGGAGGAGGACGAUGAGGUUGAGGCAGCCAAAAAAGCCAAGAGGGCUCUCAACCGCUUCAAUGGCAUGUCAGUGGCUGAGGUUAUGGCCAAAACCCUGCCAGACGUUAUUACCUACAAUCUUGACAUUUUGAUAAUUGGAAUUAACCCAGGACUAUUGUCAGCCUUCAAAGGACACCAUUACCCAAACCCAGGAAACCAUUUCUGGAAAUGUCUGUUUCUAUCUGGUCUAACUGACGAGCAGCUCAACUACAUGCAUGACCAGAGCCUGCCGGAGAAUUACAGCAUCGGCUUCACCAACAUGGUAGAGAGGACCACACCUGGCAGCAAAGAUCUUUCCAGUAAGGAGAUUCGUGAAGGAGGUCGACAGUUGCUUGAAAAACUGCAGAAAUACAAACCAUUAAUAGCAGCUUUUAAUGGAAAAGGUAUUUAUGAAAUCUUCUGCAAGGAAACCUUUGGUGUGAAAGCAAAGAAUCUUGAGUUUGGUCUGCAGCCCUACAAAAUCCCAGAAACUGAGACGGUCUGCUACUUGAUGCCGUCAUCAAGCCCUCGCUGUGCCCAGUUCCCCCGUGCACAGGAUAAGGUACAUUUCUACAUCAAACUGAAGGAACUGAGAGACGAGAUGAAAGGCAUGGCACCAAACCACGAGGUGGAAGAGACAAAGUACUCAUUCGAUCUGCAGCUAGCUAAAGAGGAUGCUAAGAGGAUAUCAAUCAAAGAGGAGCAGGUGGAUCCAGAGUAUGAAAGCUGUAGCGGCUUGCAUGACAACGCAAGGCAAAGCUGCAACACAUCUCAACUAAAGGAAGAGGAGAGAAAUGGACAUUGUUGGCCAGUCAGCGAACAACAUGACAUGGAAUCACUGCAGCCGGAGAUGUUCACUCAACAGAUACCAGAUAUCAGCUGUACUAGUAGCAUGAUGCAUCAGUGAGGUUAAGAAACCUUCUGAUGAUCCAACAAGAGAAAGGAGUCACACAGUCUCCUGAGGCAUCGCAGUAUGACACAAGGGGGAGAAAGUGCCCUUCAAUGGUUACAUUUUCUAACUCUCAAACAGACUGUGCAUGUUUUGUUGUCAUUUUUUAUCACUAUUUAUUGCAUUUUGUAUGGUACGUGUGUUCAGUGAGUUAUUUUUUGUAUUUUAAAAGAAUGACUUUUUAUGAUUUAUCAGCUGCAUAAAUAGGUAAUUGUACUGGGAUUUCUGAUGUAAUUAAUUCUAAUUACAGAGUUAUUAAAUCUCUUCUAAAGCUGA